AUGCCAACUGAAACAACCAUUGGUAUCGAGUUUGGAUCGCAAGUAGUCCGUGUGCAGGACAAGCGAGUUAAACUUCAGAUUUGGGACACUGCAGGUCAGGAAAGCUUUAGAUCCAUCAGUCGCGCAUACUACAGAGGUGCUAUUGGAUGUCUACUUGUUUAUGAUAUCACAAGAAGAGAUACAUUUAUGCAUCUGAUGAGUUGGUUGGAUGAUGUGCAUCAGCAUGGCAAUGACAAAGUAAUGACUAUUCUUGUUGCCAACAAGUGUGACCUGGAGGCUAAACGCCAAGUGACCAAGGAAGAAGGCGAGGCAUUUGCAAAAAAACAUGGAUUAUUGUAUCUGGAAACAUCUGCCAAGACUGGAUUUCAAGUUGAGCAAGCCUUUUUGGUUCUUGGUACCAACAUUUUCAAUUCGCUAGAUUUGUCAAGAGAUGUGUCGCAGCUUUCUGGCAAGUGUCUUGCAUUUGUUAUCUUUAGCUUCAAUCUCUGA
This is a messenger RNA of Batrachochytrium dendrobatidis JAM81, 489 nucleotides long. RefSeq lists its product as uncharacterized. The coding region runs from base 1 to 489 and encodes 162 amino acids. Lineage: Eukaryota; Fungi; Chytridiomycota; Chytridiomycetes; Rhizophydiales. Gene Ontology annotation, biological process: vesicle-mediated transport; regulation of endocytosis. The record is from RefSeq and is a predicted model, not a curated record. Gene Ontology annotation, molecular function: GTPase activity; GTP binding. The transcript is spliced from 2 exons. Gene Ontology annotation, cellular component: recycling endosome; plasma membrane.